UAUCACUAUUGCGUGUGUGUGUCCUCGUUCAUGUCUACGCAAUCCGUGCGUCUCCAUUUUCCGUCUACAUCUGGCCCAUACCGUGCGCAUGGGAAAAGCGGCCCGGAAUGGAAUGGAAAGGAAUCCACUAGCAGCUCUUCGCUUCGUCUGAGCGCAGCGCAGUUCUGCUCCUGGUAUGGCCCGUUAAUAGGGUGACCUCUCACAAUCAUGCAGGCCUUUGGUACGUCGCUUCCCUUUUCUUUCGUUCGAGCAGUGACAUGGAAUCCGCGUGUCUCUCCCCUCGAGGACCAUGCUGCGAAAGCAAGCGCUGAACAAUCUCACUUUUACAGUUCCCAAGAAUCGAAAGCCCAAGUUCGACCUCACCCUGCACAUCAUCGAUCUGACGAACAUUCCUCUGAUCUGCGGCACGGCCAGCGUACGAUGGCAUCUGCCCUCUUCGAACGCAGCGGAACACCGCGGACGGACCGAAAAGGCUCCUAUCCUCGAACACAAAGCGACAUGGGACUACUGCAAGGAGAUCCCGGUGCGCCUGACGAUCGAUAAGACGGGCAUGCUCCAGGAGUGCGCACUACACUUCGAAAUACUGCAGGAAUUUCGCGAAGGCGGAAGAGGCGGCCGAGUACACCUGGGAAAUGUGAGACUCAACCUGGCCGAGUACGCACGACUUCCGGAGGACGCGAUCACCGACCGCGAUCCUCAAGACGAGAACGCAGAUGGCGGGAUCACCCGCAGAUACCUGCUCCAAGACAGCAAGGUCAACAGCACGUUAAAGAUUGGGAUCAAGAUGAAGCAGACGGAAGGGGACACGAAUUUUAUUGCUCCUCCGCUCAAGUCGGCCAUGGUGAUCGGCGGAAUUGCCGGAGUCCUAAAUGCAGAAGCCGGCGAGGGCGAUGACAUUCCCAGCAUCACGAGCAAAACCAGGGAACUAUCCGAAGCACAAGAUAUAUACCGGCGCACACUGGCUGCAACCUGGGCUUGCCAGGCGGGCGAGCUACCACCAGAUAAGCUGGUUGAGGAUCUUUUCGCCGGCGGAGAUGGCGGGUGUCUACCUCACGUGCCGAACAAGUCUGGUCUGCGCCAAAGAUUAGGCCAGCGAGAGGAGGACUUGAACAGCAGCUCCAGCGACGAAACCAAGCGGCCGGUUACGCCGCGCGGGCAGCUCCUCAGCCCACAGACGGCGCAUCACGGUGGGCACAGGAGGACAGGAAGUCGUGAGUCGCCGAAUGCGACACCCACGAUGCAUACGGGCGCUGUGAGUGGGCGGUCGAGUAUAGACCAGCAGUUGCACGCGAGUCAACAGGAGCACCGGCGCAGGGAGCGGCACGAGUGGGAUGAGCAUAGUGAGUUUGAGCUCAGGGACGAUUUGAAGAGUUGGCAGGUACGGGUGAAAUGAUACAGACGAUUUGUAAUGGCCAUCAAUGUGUGCGGCUGUCUCUCCUUCCUCCAUCUGAACUUUUCCGUCUUGCGGCGUCCAACGACAGAGGUCAAAAUUCGUGAGCCAGUGGCGUGAAAUACAGCUGGUUGACUUUGCAGCUUGGUCUUCACAUCUCCGCUUGUUUGGACAAACUGUGGAAAGCUAGCUUCGUGACAUGGAAGGGCUGAAAAUGAGGAUUAUCGAAGCUGCACCAUCACCGAAGUCGAUUUUCGAUCAGUGCUUCGCCAUUGCUCUCUGGGCUGCCAUGCCAUACUUAUACAUCUUCCACAGCAUACCAGUGCUGUGGCCGAAUCUGAUACGCUCGUGCGAGAAGUUAAAGGGCUUCUCGAACCGUGCAAUGCUGAGCUUGUCGUACGCCCUCACCGCCGCCUCGAUCGAAGCAUUCUUGCAGAUUUGCUCCGCCAAAUCCCCGCCGUCCAUAAGGGCAAGAUUCGCUCCCACGAAUUCAUAUGGACUGAGCACAUGAUUCGCAUCACCGGUGAACACGACUCCUCUCAGGCGUGCGUCAUGCUGGAAAGCCUGCUUUUCCAUAGCUGGUCGAACGAACGCGGUCGCUGGAUCUGUGGCUUCAACAACACGUCUGAAGGGUUCCUGGAACAUGCUUGCGGUCUUGAGAGCCUCGUUUUUCAGUGCAACGAACUCUUCUGCUGUGAACUUGGUGUUGGGUUUCCUUUCGGGACCGACUGUGCUCAACGCCCAGCCAAUGGUGUUAUCGUCGAACGGCGUGUAGAUGCAGCACACGCCUUCGCCAGAGGACAUCUGCAGGCCAUAGUCCUCGCGGAUUGGAUCCGGUAAGCCAUCAGGCAGAUGUGAGAUCCCGCCAAUCUGCGUUGCGCCAGUGUACUCCAGCUUCAUAUCGUGGGGCCGUAAUCUAGCUCGGAUCCUGCUGUCCACACCGUCGGCGGCAAUGAGAAGAUCACAGUCUUGGGUCGAAGUAUUAUCUCCUCCCGCGUCAGAUAUGGUAACCCGGAUCUUGCCACUCGACAGCCGCUCCGCGCCUGUGACAGUCGACGCCCAUCUCCAGUUGACAUUGGUCUUCUCGACGGUUUCGAUCAAUAUCCGUUUCAGAUUUUGUCGGGUGAUGCGCAUCGUGGCGGAUGGCAAGUCAGGAUGUGCUUUUGGGUGUAUGGAGGCGAGUUCCUUCCAUUUGUCGCUCCAAACAUGGAUGGCGCCGCUGUUGAGAGUGGCGUUUGCGCGGAUGGCUUCGAGCAAGCCGAGCUGUUUCAGUGCGACAAGACCUUCAUCUCGGUUGUCACCGUUCAAAUUGAGCGUGUACGGAUCUUCUGCGAGGUACGUUUCACGGCUGUGGGCGCGCUCGAAGACUGUGAUCUCGGGACAUUGCUGGGAAGGAUCCCACUGCUGGAUGAGCGCCGAGGCAAAGGCUGUUCCGGCAAUGCCGCCGCCUGCUACGAUUAUGCGUUUGCCAGCGAGGAGGUGGCAUUGUUUGGGUGCCAUCGCUGCCGAUGCGGACUGAUGCUUGCUUGUUGCGUCCUGUCACAGAAGGUCGUUCUUAUAAAUACCAGCUUUCGAUUGACAAGCUCGCGGGAUGCAAGGAGUUUAAUAAAUAUGGUUUCGGGGUUUCCCUCGAUUGUGAGCAGCCAGCUCGAGUUUUUCAAGUACCGUUCGUAUUUGAACAUCUUGAAGAUCACAACUAGGGUUGACAAAGAUCGAUAUCAAACGUAGUCGCAACACCAAAACACCGUCUGCCAAAGGGUGCUGCGGGUCAAGACACGGUACCGGAUCAAUCAAUGUUUCCAUAGAAAGAUCGGAACCAUUUGGCAAUCGAAGAGUCGG
Messenger RNA from Exophiala xenobiotica, 3229 nucleotides. RefSeq lists its product as uncharacterized. NCBI's taxonomy places the organism in Eukaryota, Fungi, Ascomycota, Eurotiomycetes, Chaetothyriales, Herpotrichiellaceae. Bases 290 to 1393 code for a protein of 367 amino acids. The transcript is spliced from 2 exons. The record is from RefSeq and is a predicted model, not a curated record.